UAUAAGAAAAAUAGUAACAAAACAUCAUUGGUGGGAAUCGGGUUUAUUUAGCUAAAUUCAAAUAGCAAUCCUAAGACUGGAAAUAACGGGAGAGAAAUGUCCCUAUCUCAAAUAGUUGGUAAUCUUUGUCGCAUCUGCUCUAAGAGCUCUACGAAAAAUGUUUCCCUAAACGAAAUCAUAAAUGGGAAAACACUGGUCGAAAUGCUUCGUUAUUGUGUAAAAAUAGAGAUUUUUGAAAAUGAUAGUCUACCAUUUCAAUGUUGUAUGGAUUGCAAUAUCGAUCUAGUUGUGGCGUAUAAUUUGGUGAAACGCUGCAAAGAAUCGGAUGUUUUGUUUCGGAGUCAACUCAACAGUAAUAAAGAUGGGACGCGACAAAUGACAUAUGGAUAUAACAAAAGUUAUCAAUGGGAGACGGGACUCAAUGUGCAUAGGGAAUGUAUUUAUGCGGAACCGAUAACAGAUCUGUCGACAUUGAACAAUGAACAGUUAAAAAAGUUGGAACGCGAGGAAAGCGAAAGUUUAUCGAGUUAUAACAACGAUAAUGAUGAUGACGACUAUAAAGAAGCUGUCAGCAUCAUUCAAGAGAACGCCAGCGAAAGUGAGAAUGUUACAAAUCUAGAAAACGAUGCGAUUAAGAGCAAAGUUGACGAAAGUAUAAGCGAAGUGAAGCAAGGUGUUGAGGAAGUUCUAUCGUCUUUCCCCAAACGAUGCUGCAAAUGCAAAAUGCGUUUGGAAAAUAUGGAGCAGGUUGAGCAACAUUCUAAAACGCAUAUAGGAUUAAGAGUUGUCGACCAGCAAAUAAUCACAACCAGUCCAUUCGAAUGCUCGGUUUGCUUCCAAAGGUUUACUACGAAUCAUGAUCUAUUUCUCCAUCAGCAAGAAAUGUCCAUUGAUAAACAAUUUCAGGACGAUGAACCUGAUAAAGAUUUACUAAAAAAAGCCCCAACAGCGAACUAUAAAAAACCUCACUAUAAGAAUAAGAUUGACCGAAAGGGACAGCUUCCGAAAUGUUGUGCUUGUUAUCAAGAAUUUGAGUCUGACGAAUUGCUGAAAAAACAUUGCGACGAAAUUCAUCUCCCAGAAAGCCAAGCUUCAACAAGCAAUAAUGGAAGAAAAAUAAUUUGCGACAUCUGUCACCGCAGGUACAAAACUAAACGGACAAUGCUGGAUCACCAAUUGAAACCAUACCGUAUCAACAACCAUCAGUGCGUCCAUUGUGGGCGAGUAUUCCGGGAAAUAAGCGGUCUUGCCGACCACGAACGAUCUCACUUCGAAGAACGUUCUUUCGUCUGUCCGAUUUGCUCAAGAUCAUACACCAGAAAGGACUCGUACAGAAGACAUGUAAAAUUGCAUUCGGUAGAAAAGGAUCACUACAAAUGCGAUGUUUGUGGUAAAGGGUGCAGGUCCAAGGACAAUCUCAAUGUACACAUGAGAAUGCACACUGGUGAGAAACGCUUCAAGUGCCAUAUGUGCGAUGCGGUCUUUGCGUAUCCAGACAAGCUCAAACGCCACAUUAUGGCACAUCGUGGUAUUAAACCACACCGCUGCAAUGUGUGCGAGAUGGAAUUCACAAGAUCGGAUCAUCUAAGUAAGCACAUGAAAUCGCAUUUGAACACAAAAAGGAAAUCAAAAAUUAUCUCUAACACAUUCGACUGUUAUAUAUCUGAAUAAAGUUUUUAUCUCGA
This is a messenger RNA of Toxorhynchites rutilus septentrionalis, 1685 nucleotides long. RefSeq names its product zinc finger protein 883-like. Gene Ontology annotation, cellular component: nucleus. The record is from RefSeq and is a predicted model, not a curated record. The transcript is spliced from 3 exons. Gene Ontology annotation, molecular function: DNA-binding transcription activator activity, RNA polymerase II-specific; zinc ion binding; RNA polymerase II cis-regulatory region sequence-specific DNA binding. NCBI's taxonomy places the organism in Eukaryota, Metazoa, Arthropoda, Insecta, Diptera, Culicidae. Bases 97 to 1671 code for a protein of 524 amino acids. Gene Ontology annotation, biological process: regulation of transcription by RNA polymerase II.